Messenger RNA from Cutaneotrichosporon oleaginosum, 1486 nucleotides. RefSeq lists its product as uncharacterized. The record is from RefSeq and is a predicted model, not a curated record. NCBI's taxonomy places the organism in Eukaryota, Fungi, Basidiomycota, Tremellomycetes, Trichosporonales, Trichosporonaceae. Gene Ontology annotation, biological process: unsaturated fatty acid biosynthetic process. Gene Ontology annotation, molecular function: oxidoreductase activity.
CUCCUCUCCUCUCCUCUCCUCUUCACUCACACUCACACUCACCAUGUCCGCAGUCCGUCAGCGUCUCGAGGCUGCAGCCAUUAAAAAGGACAAAAAGGUCUCCAUCGACGAGGCCGAGUUGCCCGCAGACCGCAAGUUCAACGUGCCCAACUUUACCAACAAGCAGCUGCUCGAUGCCAUUCCCGCGCACUGCUUCGAGCGCUCCCUCUUCCGCUCGUCCUUGACCCUCGUCCAGGACGUCGCCAUCGUCGCCGCCCUCGUCUACGGCGCCUACCACAUCGAGGACGCUCUCGCAUACUUCAACCUCGCCGAGCUCCCCACCAAGGCACUUCGCAUCGCACUUUGGACGACGUACUGCAUCGUGUGCUCGUUCUGGGGCACUGGCCUCUGGGUUGUUGGACACGAGUGUGGCCACCAGGCAUUCUCCAAGAGCAAGACGAUCAACAACUUUGUUGGCUGGGUCGUCCACUCGUGCCUCCUCGUGCCCUACCACGCUUGGCGCAUCUCCCACGGCCGCCACCACGCGUCCACGGGCAGCCUCACUCGCGACGAGGUGUUUGUUCCCCGUACUCGCAAGGAGCGUGGUCUCCCCGAGGCCGCCAACGAGGAUGAGAUCAUCGGCAUCAACGUUCCGGAGGAGUCGCAGUCUCUGCUCGCAGAGGCUCUCGACCACGUUCCUAUUGCCGUCUUCUGGAUGGCCAUGUACCAGCUCGUCGGCUUCCCUCUCUACCUCGUCAUGAACGCCGCCGGCCAGAACCGGUACCCCAAGUGGACCAACCACUUCACGCCGUCGUCGAUCAUCUUCCGCGCCAACCACAAGUGGCAGAUCAUCUGGUCCGACAUUGGCCUCGCCCUUGUCAUCGCCGGCCUCACCUACUGGUCCAAGGUCCGCUCGUUCUCCGAGAUGAUGCUCGUCUACGGCAUCCCCUAUCUCCUCGUUAACAGCUGGAUUGUCAUGAUCACCUACCUCCAGCACACUGACCCUACUGUCCCUCACUACAGCGACGCGCUCUGGACCUUCCCCCGCGGCGCUCUCUGCACGAUCGACCGCACGUUCCUGGGCCCGGUCGGCGCGUGGGCCGUCCACGGCCUCUGCGAGACCCACGUUCUGCACCACGUCUGCUCCAAGAUCCCCCACUACCACGCAUGGGAGGCGACAGAGGCCCUCAAGGCCUUCAUCGGCGAGCACUACCAGCGCUCUGAGGAGAACAUGCUCGUGUCGCUGUGGAAGAGCCACCGUCAGUGCCAGUUCAUCGAGGACGGCGCGGACAUUGCGUUCUACAAGAACUCGCGCGGGCAGGCCCAGCGCUGGGGUGUCGCCCCGCCACCCGCCGACUCGGGUGUCGAGCUCUCGAGCUAAGCGAGGGUUGGUAAGGCCGCAUACGAGGCUGCAAAAUAGCAUUUUCUAGACACGGCAUAGGGUAUAGAGAUAGAACAAGUAGAUUCAUUCAACUGGGUGCCGUCGGGGAACAUGCACGCUUGGAUC